GGGCGGGCUCUUCCCAGUUCCCAGACAGAGCUCCUUCAUUCAGCCAGAUCUGCCAUACUUUUUUUUUUUCUUUAAUAAAGCUGAAAAGUUUGUUACCAUCAUUGAGAAAAAGGAACAUAAAGGAGAGGGAAUGGAAAGGAGGGGGAAGGGAACGGAGGGGAGGGGAGGGAAAAGAAGAGUUGGGGAGGGGAGGGGUAAGAAGUGGGGGAGGGAGAAGAAACAAUUUGGCCUGCGGCACAGAGGACCUGAUCUCCAGAUUGCUCUGGACCGCCAGGGAACUCUACUAUCGCUGCCCAAUGCUCGGGGCAGAAGCUAUGGUGGAGCGGAGCGUGCUCCGCGCGGAGGUGUGUGAAUGUGUGCGAAGGUGCGUGCGUGCCCACGAAUGUGUGUGGGGUGUUCAUGCGUGUGCGCAGGGGAGGGUGUCCAGCAGACUGCCGCAGAGGUUCCUUUGUGGAAGGCGGUGACCUGCUCAGGAGCGAACGUGGCGCCUCCCCCUCGCUCCCUCGUUCCACUAGGACACCAGGACUCAUCUUCGCCCUGCGGCAAUUUCCACCUCCCUCUGUGGUUGCCCGCCCAGCCCCGCGCCGGGCUUCAGGUGCCAGGAGCCGCGUGCUGGGCGGCGGCUUUCGAGUCUCGGGAGCCCGGAGCUGGCUAGGGCGAGCACGGUGGCGGUGCUGUUCGGGUGGAAGGGGGAGCGAGGGAGGCGGCAGCCGAGCAGGAAAGGGCGUGCUGCCCUUUGCGGCCGGCUCGAGGAGCAGCCGGGUAGGCAGCAUUGUUACCUGCAGCGGCCCCGCCCCUCCGCACCGCCCUGCCCCCUCGCGGUCCCUGGCCUGCAGUCCUGCGGAGAGACGGCGGCGCCGGGACAGCGGGCGGAGGCUGCGCGGGCGCCGGGAGCGCGGGCGCGGUCAGAAAGCUGACAUGAGGCACAGUUGUCUUCUCUUCUGGCAGCAGACUCGUGGGCCAAGAAGUACGACUGGAGUUUGAUGUUUGUGUCUGCUUCUCCAAGGUCAAGGAAUUAGCUCCUUAGAAGGCAACAGUACUAUGCAUGUUAUGAAUUGUGUCUCCCUGGCCAGCGAUAAAGAAAAUGGGACUCUUGCCACGGCAGCUGCAUUCAUGGCUGGGCAGACGUCACCCUCUGCAUCUCCUCCUCCUCCUCCACCGCCUCCACCUCCACCUUGUCCACAUUCAGGGGAGGGCUUCCUCCCCUCCCCACCUCCUCCUCUGCCACCCCCACUUCCUGGGGGACCUCUUAUCCCCCCUCCUCCCCCCGGACUACCCCCAGUUUCUCACGUGAAUGGCUACAGCUCCCUGGGUAAGAAGAAACGGAUGCGAAGCUUUUUCUGGAAAACCAUUCCAGAGGAGCAAGUUCGUGGCAAGACCAACAUCUGGACCUUAGCAGCCAAGCAGCAGCACCACUACCAGAUCGACAAGAAGACCAUUGAGGAGCUUUUUGGGCAGCAAGAAGACACCUCCAAGGCUUCUCUUCCCAGGAGAGGAGGAGCUUUGAACUCAUCCUUCAGGGAUGCCCGGGAAGAGAUUACCGUCCUGGAUGCAAAACGAAGUAUGAACAUUGGGAUAUUUCUUAAGCAGUUUAAAAAGUCUCCUCAGUCCAUCGUAGAAGAUAUCCACCAAGGAAAGAGUGAGCAUUAUGGAGCAGAGACACUUCGAGAAAUCCUUAAGCUUUUGCCAGAGUCAGAAGAGGUAAAGAAGUUAAAGACAUUUAACGGUGAUGUGUCCAAGCUCUCUCUGGCAGAUUCCUUUCUGCACUACCUGAUUCAGGUGCCAAACUAUUCACUUCGGAUUGAAGCCAUGGUGCUAAAAAAGGAAUUCUUGCCAUCCUGCUCUUCUCUGUACAACGACAUAACAGUUCUAAGAACUGCUACAAAAGAGCUGAUGACGUGUGAGGAGCUACAUUCAAUAUUGCACUUGGUGCUCCAGGCUGGGAAUAUCAUGAAUGCAGGAGGGUAUGCUGGCAAUGCCGUAGGAUUUAAACUGUCUUCUUUACUCAAAUUGGCGGACACAAAAGCAAACAAACCUGGGAUGAAUCUUCUGCAUUUUGUCGCUCAGGAAGCCCAGAAGCAAGAUGCCAUCCUACUACACUUUUCUGAGAAGCUGCAGCAUGUGCAGGAGACAUCGAGAUUAUCUCUGGAUGUCACUGAGGCGGAGCUGCACUCGCUCUUUGUCCGAACAAAAUCGCUGCAGGAAAACAUCCAGCGGGACCAGGAGCUGUCUCAGCAGAUGGAAGAUUUCCUCCAGUUUGCUGUGGAAAAGUUGUCGGAGCUGGAACUCUGGAAACGGGAGCUGCAGGGCGAGGCUCACACCCUCAUAGACUUUUUCUGUGAAGACAGAGAAACGAUGAGACUGGAUGAAUGCUUCCAGAUAUUCCGAGACUUCUGUAUCCGAUUCAACAAAGCCGUUAAGGACAACCAUGACCGGGAGGAACAAGAGCGGAAACAGAUACAGAGGCUGAAGGAGCUGGAACAGAAGCGACAUUCUUGGACAACUGGAGAGCUCGGAGGCUUUGGCAGAAGCAGCAGUGAGAAUGAUGUGCAGAUGCUAGCUAAGAAGGGCACAGAAGACCUGCCGUCCUUUCUGAAGCCCAGGCCCGCCAGCCCCUCCUACCGGCCCCCCAACACCCGUCGCUCUCGCCUCUCCCUGGGCAUCUCUGCUGACCGAGAGCUUUUGACCUUCUUGGAGAGUGCCACCAGCAGCAGUCCAGAGGACCCCAACAAAUUCAACAGCUUACCCCGGAGCAGUCCCAGACAGCCCCGGCCCACCAUCGCCUGGAUGGAGCCCAGAGAACAGCAGCACUGUGACCCCAGCUUUGUUCAUGAACCUCAGGCCGCCAAGAACCAGGAGAAAGCCCCUCUCUUUGCUUGGCAGAGUCAGCUUCCAGCGCCCCAGCCGGAGGAACCUGCAUCUCCUUUCCCGCGGACUGGACGGGGCAGGGCGAGCAUCCUCCGGAAAAGGAACAGUGAACCCAUGGGCUUGUGUCCCACACAAAGCCCUCCUCUCCUACCAUUGGAUCUGGGCAUCAGGGAGCAUGAGCUGGUCACAGGGCUGACCCAGUUUGACCUCCAGAGUCCCAAGAGCCUGGAGGAGGCAUCCCCACUGACUCUAAAUGGCUUUUGUCCCCCAAAGCUGCAGUCUCCAGGGGAUCAGAGCUCACAGUCCUUUGAUGCUGGCGGGGACAGCCUCACACCCAAGGACACAGGUCCCCAGGAGGUUCUCAGCCCAGCUGGGGAGGACGACAGGGCUGUCCCUGAUGAACCCAGCAGUGCGGCUCUUGUGUCUGUGGUUGUCACUGACACUGAAGAUAAGGAUCCUGGGCCUCUGUUAUAUGUCUCGGAUACCACAGACUGCUCGCUCACUCUGGACUGCUCAGAGGGAACCGACUCCAGACCAGGAGGAGAAGAGCUGGAGGAAGAGAGAGCAGGAGAUGGCUCAGUGUCCUCUGGGGCUGGAGAGGCAGGCAGCAGCCAGAUCUCCAACCCUGCUUCCAGUCCCCCAGGGGAGGUGCCCGCUCCCGACUCCAGUAAGAGUGAGCCCAGCUGCCAGGGUGGCCUACCGAAGGACAGACCCAGCAAAGGGAAGGAUGCCACAGCACCAAAGAGAAAUUCCCUCAAAGAGGCAUCACCGGGGGCCUCAAAGCCGGUCAGUGCCCGGCGCAGCCAAGGGGUAGCCCCCAAGUCUGUGAGAACCUUGAACUCCUCUGAGAAUGAGCACAUGCGCAAGGUAGUGCCCAUCUCCAAGUCCAGCAGGGGAGCGGGGGCCUGGAAGCGUCCGGAGCUGACAUCCAGGGCUUCCCCUCGGGAGACACCCAGCAGCACAGACACACUGCUAUCACGAAGGAGCUCAGUGCGGGGGACCUCCGACACUUCGCCCAGGAGGCCCCACGUGAGUGGGCCAGGGACAGAGGAGCCCAGGCUGCCCCGCUCGAGUGGAAGCAUGAGUGGGCGGCCAGGGAAGGAGGCCGUGGUACAGCCCAGGGCCUCGUUUCGAAAGCCCAGCGCCAAGCCCCUCAGAAACAUCCCCAGGCAGAAACCCGAAGAAAACAAGGUCAGCAGCCCCACCUCGCAAGAUUCUGAAAGCCUCACGGAAGAGCCCAAAGCACCUCAGACUCCGGGUGUCUCUCGAGCCCUUCCCCCCGUCCCAAGCUUUGCCCGAAGUACGGUGGCCUCCUCAUCUCGGUGCAUGCGAACAGAUGCUCCACCUGUGUCCAGAGCUUCUGGCAUCACCAGGACAGUCUCCCAGCGGCAGCUUAGGGUCAAAGGUGGCCCCGAGGAUUCUGCCUCCAAGGACAGUGGCACUUUGAAGAGGGCCAGCAGCGCCAGGGCCUCCAAGAAGUGCCCUGAAUCUUCCGGGGGUUCAAGUGUCAAUGCAGAGACCCCCCUGAAGGGCAGAGGGACUGCGGAAAGAUCCUCUCUCAGACUGAAGGACUCGGGGCAGGCUACCCUAGGGAGGCUCCUCCGUCCCCUGCAGAAGUGAUGGGGCCUGUCUACAUCUCUGCCUUGUGGGAUUUUACCUACCAGGACUGGCUGCUGGGGUGAGGACAGGAGAAGCCAAUCUUUAAUGUCCUGUUACACAUCAAGCAACUCUCAGGUGCCACCUGUUAAAGGUCACGUCCCUAAAGGUACAUGGAGAUCUGUAGCCUGCUGGGCAGACUUCUGCUCUGAAAUCAAGGCUGAGAAUACUCUGCUCUACACAGUACUUUGCCAGGCCCCAGCACCUCCUGUCCUUCAUACUCAGGACCCGAACCCUAACUCCUGCCCCGAGACAAAGAUCCGGCAAUAGUCUGGACAUGUAAGAUGACAAUUCUUAUGUAACAAGUAAAAAACAAUUUCUGGCCAGUUUUUAUAUAUCAAAGACUUAUUUUUUAAUAUUAUAAAAAUAAAAUGAUGUUUUAGUUGG
Messenger RNA from Peromyscus californicus insignis, 4911 nucleotides. RefSeq names its product FH2 domain containing 1 (gene Fhdc1). Gene Ontology annotation, biological process: actin filament polymerization. The record is from RefSeq and is a predicted model, not a curated record. Gene Ontology annotation, cellular component: actin filament; cytoplasm. The transcript has 12 exons. NCBI's taxonomy places the organism in Eukaryota, Metazoa, Chordata, Mammalia, Rodentia, Cricetidae. Gene Ontology annotation, molecular function: microtubule binding; actin binding. Bases 1042 to 4488 code for a protein of 1148 amino acids.